Messenger RNA from Stegostoma tigrinum, 1802 nucleotides. Its product is annotated as flagellum-associated coiled-coil domain-containing protein 1-like. NCBI's taxonomy places the organism in Eukaryota, Metazoa, Chordata, Chondrichthyes, Orectolobiformes, Stegostomatidae. The transcript has 14 exons. Gene Ontology annotation, cellular component: cytoplasm. Bases 507 to 1622 code for a protein of 371 amino acids. The record is from RefSeq and is a predicted model, not a curated record.
GAGAAUUUGCCUCCAACUGUGAUGGUGCUGGGCAGAGAAUUCACACAUCCUAUAUCCAUCUAAAAUCACAGCAAGUUCUCCAUCUCUGAAGUCAGUGUUCCUUUGCUUUCAGGUUUGCAUUGGGAUUUGUAUCUGAAAGAAUUAGCAUUCCCCAAGUGGAAAUUAAGUAAUUGUUUCAAUCUCGUUGAGUUUAUGUCUGAGUAACGAGGGACAGGUAGAGACCCCAAGGUCUAUUGAGCCUGACCCACUCAAUUCUAACAGCUACACACACAAUGCACUAUAAGCCUGCAACUACCACCCUCUAGAAACAGAACCAUUCCUCACUUGAAGGAAUGCUCCAAUUCUUAUCAGCGUGAUUAUGAUGAACUGAAAGGUCUUCUGCUUGACACAUUUUGUUUUGAUGUUUUUAACUCAGUGCAUCGUUGCCCAAAGACACUCAGCAGUUUAGGCAGCUUCUAGGAAAGAGGAACGAAGUUCACGUAUUCAGACUGGCUGAAUCUAACAUUAUGAACGAGUUGUGUGGUCGUCUAUCGCCUAAGUCUGGCAUGACAGAAAAUGCCGUGGAAAUAUGUAAAAGAUGUGGGAGAGGGACGACGUUCCCAGAAUUGUACAAGAAAGAGGAAGCAAUUGUCAUUGCACCAGGAUACGAGUUAUCACGGACUAAAAGUAACAUUGCUGUCCACCUGUGUGAUGAAUUCUUCAAUCGGAUUCAACCUCUGAAGCCAUUUGCUUCAAGAGAACAGCUUGUCACAGACCUGCAGAAACAGAUCGCCGAGCUGGUGAACUUACUGGAGCAGGAAAGUAUCAAGCAAAUGAGCAUUGUAAACAGGUUCCAGACCGAGGGCAGAGAAGCAAGCUUGGCGAUGCAGCGAAAGCAUGAGGAGGAAUUGAGAAAGAUUUUGGAGAUGCACGCUCUCGAAAUCGAGGAACAGCAGAGCAAGUUUGCUGCGAUCCUGGCAUCACAGAAACAGAAAGCAGAGAAAAAAUACUAUGAGCUGAAGAAUCAGUUUCAAAAUUUACAGGCUGCAUUUAUAUCCUUUAAGGAAUCCAUCAUUGAAGAAAUUAAUGAAAGGCUGGCUCAGAAAGAACGUGAACUCAAUGAGAAGCAUGAAAUAGAAAUGAAAAGGGAACUGGCUUUACAGAGGAAUGCUCUGCAACGUAAAUGUGAUGAAGAGAAACAAGCGAUAGUAGACAGUUAUGAACAGCAGAUUGACGCCAUUCUUAAUCAGCACAAAGGAGAGAUGGAUGGUGCUGCACAGCAGUAUAGUGCCAUUAUGGACACGGUUGAUGAGUUGAGAAAUGCAAAGGAACAGAUCAAGGAUCUGCUGCAGCAGCUGGAAAAGAAGAAUGAAGAAAUACGGAAUCAAUCUGAAUAUCUGAGCUUUCUUGAGGCAGAGCUAGCAUACGAUAGAGCUAAACUGGCUGAAAUUGAAGGAACUUACAAGUCAAACAUAGGCUCUAUGAAGAGAAAAUAUGUGACGUCCAUAAAAGCUUUAGAGGAUCAGAACCUUGAUCUAAAACAACUGUUUUCUAUAAAGGCUGAAGAACUUUGCGCCCUUAAGGCAAUGAUUGAAGAGAGAGAGAGAAUAGAUCAGCUUGAAAGAACAAAUAUCCAGCAAUAACAAACAGUCUUUGCAACUAGCAAUCUCGCCAAUAUAGACAUACUGCAGCCAGCACCUCUUCCUGCAUCAAAGCAGGGGACUGGAACUUGUCUGUGUGCAUCACGCCCUGAUGAAGCUGGAAUUUGGAUUUGUGGAGCAAAAAGCAGUGAGGAGCUUCCUUGAUUCUUUUAAAGGGAAAAA